GGGGGGUCUGUUCUUCUCAGCUGUACCCUGACCAGGAAUUCAAGCAAAUAGCACAGUCCCUGCCUCAAAGGAGAAAUUGGCAGCCAAGGAAGGAGACUGUUUUGAGUCCUGGUAGGAGCAGAGAUGGAGAAGAGCGUGAAGAUGGAAGAGCAAAGCUUUGCUGGCCCUGAGGCAGGAAACAUCCAGGAAGGCAGCAGUUCAGAGCCCUGGGAAGGAAGAGUGCAGCAGGACCAGCCUGGGAGCAACACCUGCUCAGACACGGAGCGCCAGGGCUUCAGGGACUUCUGCUACCAGGAGGCCAUGGGGCCCCGAGAGGUUUGCAGCCAACUCCACCACCUUUGCCGCCAGUGGCUGAAGCUAGAAAGGAACACGAAAGCUGAGAUGCUGGACCUGGUGGUCCUGGAGCAGUUCCUGGCUGUCCUGACCCCGGAGGUGGAGAGUUGGGUCAGAGAGUGUGGAGCAGAGACCAGUUCCCAGGCGGUGGCCCUGGCAGAAGGCUUCCUCCUGAGCCAGGCAGAGGACCAAGAGCAGGUCCAGGGGAUGUUGGCCUAAGUGCCCACAGAUUUCCCUGAGGCAGAGAAGGAUCCACCGGGAACCACACAGAGGCCGCUGGACAGGUGGAUCUUGCAGGAGGGUGACGGAGGACCCUCCUCACUGGGGAACAGAAAAAACUGCAGAGAAACUGAACUGAUCCUGGGCGAUCCUUCUGGGCCUCGUUCCCUUGGUGGUGGAGUGGAAGCGGUUUCUGCACAGCCUGGGCAGGGUCUGGUGACCUUUGAGGAGGUGGCCGUGCAUUUCUCAGAGGAGGAGUGGGCUCUGCUGGAUCUAGGCCAGAGGACUCUGCACAAAGAAGUCAUGGAGGAGAAUCGUGGGAUCCUGGCCU
Elgaria multicarinata webbii is the source of this 883-nucleotide messenger RNA. Its product is annotated as zinc finger and SCAN domain-containing protein 16-like. The record is from RefSeq and is a predicted model, not a curated record. Bases 124 to 552 code for a protein of 142 amino acids. NCBI's taxonomy places the organism in Eukaryota, Metazoa, Chordata, Lepidosauria, Squamata, Anguidae. The transcript is spliced from 5 exons.